Messenger RNA from Ostreococcus lucimarinus CCE9901, 1902 nucleotides. RefSeq lists its product with no specific name. Lineage: Eukaryota; Viridiplantae; Chlorophyta; Mamiellophyceae; Mamiellales; Bathycoccaceae. The transcript is spliced from 2 exons. Gene Ontology annotation, molecular function: nucleotidyltransferase activity. Gene Ontology annotation, biological process: RNA 3'-end processing. The coding region runs from base 1 to 1902 and encodes 633 amino acids. The record is from RefSeq and is a predicted model, not a curated record.
AUGAUCAGCACGCGGUUCGAGGGCGUGCGGGUGGCGCCGUUUGGGUCGUACGUGAGCGCGUUUCACUCGGCGGGGAGCGAUAUAGAUAUUUCGCUGCAGAUAGACAAGAAUGGACCGUGGUACGAUGAAAAGGAAGAAGCGCAGGCGCGCCGAUCGCAGCGGGGCGGGGUGCGCGCGCGUCGACAACAGCGCCAGGGUCGAACGAAACGCGCGCAAUUGUUGCGCAAAGUCGCCUCGGAGUUGCGGUAUCGCAAUUACCGCGACGUCCAACUCAUCUCCAAGGCUCGGGUGCCUUUGAUCAAGUUCAAAGACCCGCAGACGGGCGUCGCGUGCGAUGUGUGCAUCGAGAACGACGGGGUGUACAAGAGCGCCGUGCUCGGCGUCGUCGCGGAUAUCGAUCAACGUUAUCGCGACUUGGUGUUCUUGAUAAAGCUUUGGGCCAAGCAUUACGAUGUGAACAACGCCAUGGAGGGAUCGUUCAACUCGUACUCGUUGUGUUUGCUUUGUAUGCAUCAUUUGCAGCGCCGACCAGUGCCAAUUCUGCCGCCGACGAUGCUGCUCACGCUUCCUCGUCCCGAUUUGGUGGAAUCGGAAAAGCGCGAACUCGAGGAGCAUUUGAAAAGUGAGGACGACCAGUUCGAUACUUGGAAAGUUAGUAAAGCUCGCGUCGUGAGUGAUGCAUCGAGGGACAUCGCGGCGGAAAACACCGAGACGCUCGCGGAACUCUUUGUGAGCUUCUUCGCGCACUUGUGCGCCAUCAAAGAUUUGUUUCGGAACGCGGUGAACGCGUCCACGUAUCAUGGUACGUUCAUCGUCGGUAGCUCUUGGCAAGCGUUCAAAUAUCCACUCGGUGUGGAAGAUCCGUUUGCCGCCGGCGACAACGUCGCUCGAGCGGUUCAAAUGCGCACGAGAGAUUACGUGUUGAACGCUUUUCCUGCGGCGUGUGCAGAUAUAUCCAAGAUGCUGCACGCCACGGACAACGUACAGUUCAUGCGCUCGUUACUGUGCUUGCUCGGUGAUAAGAGCGUACCAUCCGAAGUCUUGGCGCGUCUCAGACCGACGCUCCCCGGCAUGGGCGGCGCGCCGCAGCCGCCGGGGUUGCCGGGAGCACCGCGACCUCCUCAAGGCCCACCUGUGAUGCUUCAACAGCCAGCAAAGUCGCUCAAUGAACACACGUUGGAUAUGCUCGGCAGACAAGUCGCGCCAGGAGCGUCGGCGGAGGAGAUUUUGGCGAUGUUGACGCGUCAACGACAGGUGCAAGCGGAGGCGCAGCGAGACCAGUCGCAACCGAGCGAGCAGCAGAUGUUGUUGCUGCGACGGCAGCAAGAGCUUUUGCGCAUGGAACAAGCAAAAAUCCAGCAGCACAUGCAACAGGGACAGCCGCCACCGCAGCCAGGUCGCACGACGCAGAUCCCGGUGGCGAGUUUGUUUGGGCAGCCGCAGCAACAGCCGCAGCAACAGCGCGGCCUACCGCCCGGUUUCGGUCCGACUUCGCAGCUGCAGAUGCCACCACCGCAGCCACAGAUGCCGAUGGCAACGGCGCUACCUUCGUUUGGCGCACCCCCUCCGGCCAACGGUGGCUUUUCGAACGGCGGCCUCGGCGGCGGCGUCUUCUCGAGCAUCGCCUCCGGCGGCGGCGGCUUAUUUUUCGACGCCCCGGCGCGCCAAUCCAAUCCGCCGCCGCCGACCGCGCACGCCGUCGACGAAAUCUCCCAGCAUUUUGCCACCGGCAUGUCCAUGUUCGGCUCAAACGUCCACGCACCUCCACCCGAUCUCGGCGUCCGCUCGCCGCCCGAUCUCGCCGCCGGCGGUUCGCCGCCGGCGUCGCGCGUCGUCCCUCAGUCCGAGCUUCCUCGCACUCGCAGCGGCGUCGCCAUCCCCAAACCGCGCAACGCGCGUUAG